AGCACAUCUCUUUUUAACCUGAGCUCCACUGUCUGGACUCCAUCAUAAACAAAGAACCAACAUGUUUUGGAAAUUUGACCUCCAUACCACGUCCCACAUUGACACACUUCUAGAAAAAGAAGAUGUGACUCUCACAGAGGUCAUGGAUGAGGACGAUGUCUUGCAGGAGUGCAAGGCUCAGAACCACAAGCUGGUUGACUUUCUGCUGAGACCACAGUGCAUGGAGGACCUGGUCACCUUCAUCACACAGGAGCCCAAUGCUGAUGUUGAGGAGAAGGUUAAAUACAAGUAUCCCAACAUAUCGUGCGAGCUGCUAACGUCGGAUGUGAGCCAGAUUAACGACAGACUGGGAGAAGAUGAGAAUUUGCUAAUGAAACUCUACGGUUUCCUCAAGAACGGUCCACCUCUCAAUCCCCUCCUAGCCAGCUUUUUCUCCAAAGUCCUGUCAAUUCUUAUAGGACGCAAGCCUGAACAGAUAGUGAAUUUUCUGAGGAAGAGGGAGGACUUUGUAGAUUUGAUGAUCAAACACAUUGGGACGUCUGCCAUCAUGGACCUGCUGCUUAGAAUGCUCACCUGCAUCGAACCACAGCAGCUGCGCCAGGAUGUUUUAAAUUGGCUGAAUGAGGAGAAGGUGAUUCAGAGACUAGUAGAUAUGGUACAGCCUUCUCAAGACGAAGAUAAGCACUCAAAUGCCUCUCAGUCCCUAUGUGAGAUCAUCAGACUGAGCAGAGACCAGAUGUUUCAGGUCCAAGGCUACUCAGAGCCGGACCCUCUGCUGUCCACACUUGAGAAGCAGGAGACGGUGGAGCAGCUGCUCGCUAAUAUUUUUGAAAAGGACAAGAAUGAGUCAGCAAUCGUCAGCGUGAUCCAGAUUCUGCUCACCUUGUUUGAAACAAGAAGACCAGCGUUUGAGGGUCACAUGGACGGUCCUCCUGGGAUGUCCCACUCUUCGUUCUCCGUUAACCACAGCAUCCUGGAGGCUGUGAGACCCCGUCUCAAAGACUUUCACCAGCUGCUACUUGAACCCCCAAAAAAGAUUGUAAUGAAAACAACCUGGGGGGUGCUGGACCCACCAGUGGGCAACACUAGGCUGAACGUUGUCAGGCUGGUCGCGAGUCUGUUGCAGUGCAACACUCACAGUAUCAACACAGAACUCAUCAACCUCAACACACUGGGAGUUAUACUAGAUAUGUAUUUCAAAUACAUCUGGAACAACUUCCUUCAUAUUCAGGUGGAAAUCUGCACCGCCAUGAUCCUAGCCAUGCCUCCUGCUCCCGUAGAAAGCCAACCAGAAGAAGAUCAAGGUCAAGUGAGAGAGAGCGCUCUCAUCAAACAUCUCUUUCAGAAGUGCCAGUUAAUCCAAAGAAUCGUAGAUGCCUGGGGUUCAAAUGAAAAAGAACAGGGAGAAGGUGGUCGGAGACGAGGCUACAUGGGACACCUUACCAGAAUAGCCAAUUCUAUAGUCCAUAACAGUGAGAAGGGUCCAAAUGGACCUCAGAUACAGCAGCACAUCUCUGAACUCCCCACAGAGGACAGAGAGAACUGGGAGGCAUUUAUUUCUGGGCAGCUCGCUGACACAAACAAAAGAAACACCGUCGACCUGGUGAACACACAUCACAUCCAUUCUUCCAGCGAUGAUGAGGUGGACUUCAAAGAUGGCGGCUUUCACCAAGACUCCUCACUUCAACAGGCCUUUUCUGAUUAUCAGAUGCAACAAAUGACGUCCAAUUUUAUUGAGCAGUUCGGCUUCAAUGAUGAAGAGUUUGCUGAUCAGGAUGAUGUCGUGGACAUUCCCUUUGAUAGAAUAUCAGACAUCAAUUUUUCACUGAAUACAAAUGAAAGUGCAAAUAUAGCUUUGUUUGAGGCACGCUGUAAGGAGAAAAUCCAGCAGUUUGAAGAUCCGGGCUCAGAUGAAGAGGACAUUUGGGAUGAAAAAGAUGUGACCUUCACUCCAGAGACGCAGAGACGUCCAAGGAGCUCAGGCAGCACAGACAGUGAGGACAGCACGGACUCUGAGGAGGAGGAGGGAAAGAGAGACCCAUUCGAAGCCUCUAACCCUGGUACUGAUGACAGAAUGGAAGUAGACACAGGGCCAGUGUGGACAGCCAACUUUGAUGAUGUCCCAAUGGACACAAGUACCUCCACAGCUCCAGCCUCCAGCCUCAACAACCCCGACGUGUCCUCAUCCUCAGAGGUUGUCCCUGAGGCAACGUGGAACUCACCUCUGGCUGCAGCAUCCAGCACAGAACCGGGCUGGGCCAAUUUCUCCAGCUUCUCUCCUGUCAGUCCCAAAGACCCUCUGAGGUGUAACUCUCCUGUUGCAAUGGAAACCAACAUAGAGACUGCAGACCCUCUGGGGGUCAACGCGCCGAUACGUCCCGAGGAAAGUGACGAUUGGUUGGGCUCCUGUGUGGUCUCCUCCUCUUCCUCACCUCCACCCAAGGAUUGUGGGAAAUCCAAGACAGAAGAAGAGCAGCGGAGCAUCACGGAGACCGUCAUCAACGGCUCCAUCAAAGAGACCGUCAGCCUCACCGUGGAUGCGAAGACCGAGACGGCCGUUUUCAAGAGAGUGUUGAAAUCUUAUCGUGAUGAAGAGAAGCUCAGCUCUUCAGACAAAUACUUGGUGGUGGAGAACGUGGAGUCAGGCAUCAGCAGCUCUGCUACAGCCUGCUGUCCCAAAGCAGGUGAGAGCUGCCGGGCCGUGGUGGAUCUUCCUAAUGGUCCUCUAAAUGAAGUGUCCAGCAUAGAGGAGGCUGCGUUGGACCACACUUCCGUCGCCUCAGACCAAGCAGUCAACGGGCCGGCGUGAAGCCCACUCGUGGCGUCGGCCAGGUUCUGUCAUGCAGCGUCUCUCCAGCAGAGGCCCAGUCCCAAUCACACACCCCCACACCCCCACCAGGACCAGCAAUACUUCUAUUGGCUCAUCACUGGCAGACAGAGCGACCCACCAGGUGUACAGAGAGAACUGCAGAAACACGAGAGACGGACUCAGACUCAAAGAUUCUUUUUUUUUUCUUUCUUUCUUUUUCCAUUUGUUUAUAUACUGUUGUUUCUAAGAGGUGAUGUGUGACGGAUGUCUUGACACUCAAAAUUAAAUAGUAAUGUUGCUAUAGAUAAAGACAUGAUUGUACGAAUAAAAUAUUUUAUGGAAAGAACAUUUA
Messenger RNA from Austrofundulus limnaeus, 3161 nucleotides. RefSeq names its product protein phosphatase 6, regulatory subunit 3 (gene ppp6r3). Lineage: Eukaryota; Metazoa; Chordata; Actinopteri; Cyprinodontiformes; Rivulidae. The record is from RefSeq and is a predicted model, not a curated record. Gene Ontology annotation, molecular function: protein phosphatase regulator activity; protein phosphatase binding. Gene Ontology annotation, cellular component: cytosol; nucleus.